GGGAAUGGUGUGGUGUGUGUGAAGUGAAGUGAAAAGCAUCAAACAAAGGAGGUGGGCCUCCUCCCACACCAUCCUAACUAUUGAGACAAAAAUGCAUCCCCCCACCCUCCUUCCUUAAGCAGUUCGGCCAGCCCACCCCCAAUCAAGAGGAAAGGACUCCACAUCCAUCAUUCUCCAUAGCAAGGCAAGCCAAGCAAGGGGGAGCUCAAGGAAGGGGUUUGAGUUGUUGAAAGUGUAGAAAAGCUUGAGGAAUUAAGGUGAUGACUUCAUUAACCUUUUCUUCUCCUUUCUUGGACAACUUAUUAAUUAAGGAGGUCAUGAAGGACCCUAAAAUUUCUAUACAUAUUAAAGGUGUAGAAAGAGGGGUUGAAAGAUGGCUCUAAGUCCAAGAACGGACUCAGAGGCCGAAGAGACCGGUUUACCGGAAAAUAACCUUUUGGAGGUUAUUUGUAUUGAUAUGGGUUUUGUGAUGAUAAAACCUUGUUAGACACUUGUCAAGGGUGAUUUAAGAACUUUCACAAAGUUGAAGGAGUCACCGGAGUUAUCGCCGGAAUUCAUCAAAGUUCGCCGGAGUUUCAUCGGAGUCCAACCGAGAAGGGUAGAACUUCGUAACGCUCAUUCGAGGUUGAAGCUAAGGCUAGCUAUCCACACUUUGCUCGGUGAAGUAUUCCAAAGGAAGACGUGGUUCGUGCCUCCUUUAUUGUUUUAAACUACAAACUUGCUCAUGGAUACUUUGUAAUAAAUACAUUUGUUUUGGGCCUGCGUGCCUACGUUUUGGCCAUGUGUGGCCCAUGAUUGAAUAUUGAAUAUUUCCGCUAUUCAUUCAAUCCCAAGAUGUGAUGUUGUUAUGUAUGUUUACUGUUGGGAUAUUGGGUCCAGGCCCAAUAUCCCUAGGCCCAAAUCCGGGAAGAAGCGGCAAGCCCAAAGAACUCCCGAACGGCAUUCGGGAUAAAACUUAUACUUGGAACAUUCUGGGUAACGAUUAUGCCAAGGUAUCAAGGCCCAAAUAUCGAUCGGCGUUCGGGAUACUUCAGGUAGAAAUUAUCACCUAUGACGGGGUCCCACACACCGAACCCCUUGACCGAACGGGCAAUCAACAAGUGGAGGCCGCAUUUAAUGCUAGAUCAUGGCGGCAGCAAGUGGGGGCAUGGGUGCUUACAUGGCAGAGGUGAUAGCCUACCAGAUUCGACCACGUGUCCACCUUACCCAUCCCCAUUUUAGUAUAAAUAUCCAUGUUUAGAUCAUUGUAAGGGGGUUAGCAUUUUAAUACUCAGAGCUUAGCAAUAGAUUUACAUCUCCUAUCCUUGUAAUCUCAUAUUCAUCUACCGUUCGGGUAGUCUCAGUGUAAUCACAUAUUUAUUGAAUAUCG
This is a messenger RNA of Cuscuta epithymum, 1369 nucleotides long. The record is from the annotation of a GenBank genome assembly. Lineage: Eukaryota; Viridiplantae; Streptophyta; Magnoliopsida; Solanales; Convolvulaceae.